Dibothriocephalus latus is the source of this 534-nucleotide messenger RNA. Lineage: Eukaryota; Metazoa; Platyhelminthes; Cestoda; Diphyllobothriidea; Diphyllobothriidae. The record is from the annotation of a GenBank genome assembly.
AUGUUUUCGCUAGGUGCGAGUGUAGCGCCUGCUGAUGUGAUCGCAUUACGGGACAGAAUUCGGGAAGUCCUUUUCUUCUUCUCCGAUAUCGGGACCGAUUUCGUUAGCAAGAAAAUCGCCUACCGUCAGAGGAUGAUUAUUCAGGCCCAGAAAUAUGCGCGAGGCUGGCUGUGUCGGCGAAAAUGCAAGAAAGUGCUGGACGUUCUACGACAGCUGAGAACACUGGCGGCUCAGCUGGAUAGUGUGAAGGCCCAGUAUGAAAAUCUCAAUGGAUACAAGGGCACCGGAAUGGCAAAUAUCGCGCAACUGCAGCGUCAACUGAAAAACUUUGACAAGAUCAAAUACAGCGACAUCGAGGAUUCUCUGGCCAAACUAACGGCUAACGUAGCCGACGUGCAGGCUGAACUGAGGAAGCACCAAGAGCUGGAGCGGCAGAAUGAAGUUGAACGGCAGGCGAGCGCGAAAGCGAAACUGGAAGAGGAGGAAGAGAAGAAGAAAUUAAUGGCGGAGGCUGCACAAAAUGGCCUUUCGUAA